AUGGCUGGUGCUACUCAGAGAAAUGCCUGGCAUGUCGUCCAGGUUACUCUUUUCUCGAGCUAUGCAAAUGUGAUGCUGGUGUUUGUCUUCCUGGGCAUUUUGGCCGGUGCUCGAGGAUGGGAACCAUCAGCUGUGUUCUUGUUGAAUUUCUUAGCCAUCUUUCCCCUAGCUUCCUUGCUCUCCUUUGCCACUGAAGAAUUGUCCAAAAGUGUGGGACAGACCGUGGGGGGACUGAUCAACGCAACCUUUGGAAAUGCGGUCGAGAUGAUCGUGGGAAUUACGGCCGUAACUCAAGGGGAGAUCAACAUUGUUCAAUCAAGUAUGGUUGGCAGUAUUCUUUCCGGAACUCUUCUGGUUCUAGGAUGCUGCUUCCUAGGUGGAGGAUACGGCAAAGAGACAAUAUCCUUCAAUGUCGAUGUUACUCAGGUCAUGUCGUCUUUGAUGAUCGUUGCCUCCACCUCCCUCAUUAUCCCUUCCGCUCUAUACUCGACGACUCUCUCCGAGCUGCCCGAGGGAGAUGAUUACAUCCUCACCCUCUCCCACAUCACUGCGAUUUUCCUACUCAUCUUUUACUUGGUCUAUCUUAAUUUUCAACUGAAAAGCCACGCUCAUCUUUUCGCUAGCACCGAGGAGGAAUCGGACGAAAAGCGCGAAUUAGAGCCUCUCCCCGCUAGCAUCAUUCUGAUCCUUGCAACACUUGGAGUCACCGUCUGUUCCGAUUACUUGGUGGAGGGCGUGGACGGGUUUGUGGAGGUAUACGGAGUCAGUCGGGCUUUCUUGGGGAUGAUUGUCGUCCCCAUUGUUGGCAAUGCGGGCGAAUUUGCCAUCACGGUGAAUGCCGCAAUGGGCGGUAAGUUAGAUCUCGCUAUUGGGGUAAUCGUUGGAAGCACGCUUCAGAUUGCGCUCUUUGUGACUCCGUUCCUGGUGAUUUGUGGGUGGGUUCUCGGGCAGCCGAUGUCUUUGCGGUUUAAUACUUUCGAAACCGCUUGCUUCUCCCUUGCUGUGGUGGUGAUGAACUGCUUGACUCGAGAAGGGAAAUCGAAUUACUUUGAAGGAUUAUUACUGAUCGGGACGUAUCUGAUCAUCGCGAUCGCAUUUUACGUACAUCCGGAUAUAAAUACCUUCGAUAUUACGGCAGAGCAGCUCAGCGAACUCAUAGAGUCUAGAAGUAUAGAGACUUUCCAUGCAUUAGGCGGUCUUGCCGGGUUGGAGAAAGGGCUGCGAACAGAUCGAAACAGUGGACUGAGCGUCGAUGAAUCAACGAUUGCAGACUUGACCGAGUCAACGGAAAUUGCGACAGGACAACAGAAUGGCCGCUUCACGGACAGGACCAAGGCAUUCGGGACUAAUCAUCUUCCAGUAAAGAAACAGCCGAGCAUUUUCCAGCUCAUGUGGAUGGCAUACAAUGACCAUGUUCUGUUCUUCUUAACUGCAGCGGCAAUUGUCUCUUUGGCGCUCGGUCUAUACCAGGCACUCGCGACCAAGCACUCCGCCCGCAAUCCGCCCGUUGAAUGGGUGGAAGGCGUUUCGAUCCUUGUCGCUAUCAUUGUCAUUGUUCUUGUUGGUGCCGCGAAUGAUUUCCAGAAACAAAUCAAGUUUCAAAAAUUGAACAAGAAGAAGCUAGAUCGCAAUGUGACCGUCGUUCGAUCCGGUCACGCACAUGAAGUCCCGAUCUCUGACCUAGUUGUGGGAGAUGUUGUGCAUGUGGAGCCUGGGGAUGUAAUCCCGGCGGAUGGGGUUCUCAUCCAGGGAUAUCAUAUCAGAUGCGAUGAGGCCUCCGCUACCGGGGAAUCCGAUCUCCUACGUAAGCAUUCUGGGGAUGAAGUUCUCGACGUGAUUCGAAGGAACGGUGAUACUCAAAGCUUGGACCCCUUCAUAAUAUCCGGGUCAAGUGUAGCUGAAGGGGUCGGGUCGUACUUGGUGAUUGCGACUGGCACCAAUUCCAGUUAUGGCAAGAUUCUUCUCACGCUAAAUGACGAUCCUGGAUUUACACCCUUGCAAACUCGUCUCAAUGUAUUGGCGAAGUACAUCGCAAAUUUCGGUGGGCUUGCAGCUCUUGUGCUAUUUAUCAUUCUUUUUAUCAAAUUCCUCGCCAGCCUUCCUCACAGUAGUCUAACACCAGCAGAAAAGGGUCAACAGUUUCUAGAUCUUUUCAUCAUUUCACUGACGGUCGUGGUGAUCGCAGUCCCGGAGGGCCUCCCACUAACAGUGACCCUUGCACUGGCUUUUGCAACUACAAGGAUGCUCAAGGACCAUAACCUAGUUCGCAUGCUGAGGGCCUGCGAAACCAUGGGAAAUGCGACAGACAUAUGCUCGGACAAGACCGGGACUCUGACCCAGAACAAAAUGACAGUCGUCGCUGGGGUAAUCGGCACUGCCGGCAAGUUCGUUGAUCCGCAACAGGCGGAUGACGAUGUUGCUGAUCCGCCUAACAGCCCAACUACCAGCGAGUACACUCAGCGUCUUGCGCCUGACUCAAGGUCACUUCUUAGGCAAUCCAUUUCACUCAACUCAACCGCAUUUGAGAACACCGAUGCAGGUACCACGUCAUAUGUAGGGUCUAAAACAGAAGCUGCCCUCUUAACAUUUGCUCGAGACCACUUAGGAAUGAGUCAACUCGAUGUCGAACGCUCAAAUGCAAAGAUUGUAGAAGUUUUUCCGUUCGAAAAUGCUCGCCAGUGUAUGGUCACAGUUGCUCAACUGGAGAACGGCAGGUAUCGGGCCUAUGUGAAAGGAGCUCCAGAGGUGCUGCUCGACAAGUGUAUAGAAGCAAUUGAGGACCCAAGCAAAGGGCUCUCCACACGACCGAUCAAUGCAGAUAUGGCCCAGGGCCUACGCCAGAUAAUUGCCGAUUAUGCCUCGAAGUCUUGGAGGACUAUUAUCGUGUUGUUCCGUGACUUUGACGUAUGGCCUCCCCUUGAUCAACUGCAUGAUCAAGUGGAGGAGAUAAGGAUAGAGAACAUUGUCCAAGAUCUUACUUUCCUCAGCAUUAUGGGUAUCCGAGACCCUCUCCGAAACGGUGCCCGGGAUGCCGUGCAGUCGUGCCAUAAAGCUGGUGUGGCCGUUCGUAUUGUGACAGGCGAUAACCUACUGACAGCAAAAGCCAUCGCCGAGGAAUGUGGUAUUCUCACAAACCCAGAUGAUGUUGCGAUGGAAGGCCGAGAGUUUCGUCAGCUUGGUGAAUCACAACAACUGGAAAUCAUUCCACGUCUCAAGGUCUUGGCGAGAUCUAGCCCGGAAGACAAAAGAACAUUGGUUCGUAGACUGAAGGAAAUGGGAAGAACUGUUGCUGUCACUGGCGAUGGAACAAAUGACGCCCCUGCUCUGACUGCGGCUGAUGUCGGAUUUUCCAUGGGCAUCUCCGGAACUGAAGUCGCGCGCGAAGCCUCGUCAAUUGUCCUCAUGGAUGACAACUUCAGUUCAAUUGUGCGGGCAAUCAUGUGGGGUCGAGCUGUCUCAGAUGCCGUCAAGAAAUUUCUACAGUUCCAAAUAACCAUCACAUUCACCUCUGUCGGCCUCGCAUUUGUCUCAUCCGUCGCCAGCUCCAAUGAACAGUCGGUCCUUACCGCUGUACAGCUCAUGUGGGUAAACCUAUUCCAAGACACAUUAGCAGCGCUGGCACUGGCAACCGACCCUCCAUCGCGCAAAGUAUUAGACCGAAAACCAGAGGCGAGAUCAGCUCCUUUAAUCACAAUUCCAAUGUGGAAGAUGAUCAUCGGGCAAUCGAUCUAUCAGCUAGCGGUGACUCUUGUCCUUCACUUCGCCGGAAGCAGUAUCUUCUCCUAUACGCCCGACGAUAAGGAUCAGCUUCAAACGGCGGUAUUCAAUACAUACGUUUGGAUGCAGAUCUUUAAUAUGUAUAAUAACCGCCAACUCGAAAACAGCAUCAACCUUCUCGAGGGUGUAUCCCGAAACUGGCUAUUCAUAUGUGUCACCCUCUUAAUGAUGGGCUGCCAAGUCUUAAUUAUCUUUGUGGGAGGCCGCGUCUUCUCAGUUGUCAGACUUACUGGCAGCCAGUGGGCUUACUCGGUUGUUUUGGGGGCUCUGUCUAUCUUGAUCGGAUUCGUUAUCAAACUCAUGCCGGAUGGGCCUGUUGAGUGGGUCUUUGAUGGGUUUGGAGCUAUCUGGUCGUUCAUAGUUUCGAAGUUAAAAGGUUUCCGGAGGAGAAGGGAUGCUGAUGUUAGUGCUUGA
This is a messenger RNA of Aspergillus pseudonomiae, 4191 nucleotides long. Its product is annotated as plasma membrane calcium-transporting ATPase. Gene Ontology annotation, biological process: calcium ion transmembrane transport; intracellular calcium ion homeostasis. The coding region runs from base 1 to 4191 and encodes 1396 amino acids. The record is from RefSeq and is a predicted model, not a curated record. Gene Ontology annotation, molecular function: ATP binding; calcium:proton antiporter activity; ATP hydrolysis activity. NCBI's taxonomy places the organism in Eukaryota, Fungi, Ascomycota, Eurotiomycetes, Eurotiales, Aspergillaceae. Gene Ontology annotation, cellular component: intracellular membrane-bounded organelle; membrane. The transcript is spliced from 8 exons.